GUCUUUAGGGCAGCAGGCACGGCACUGAUCGGUGCCUCAGACCCCACACUCUCUCUCUCUCGCAAUGGCCCCUAUCUAGGUCGUAGUAGCUGGCGGCACACGAGCAGCGCAGAGUGGACCAGCGUCAGAACAUUCAAGGCGUAUAAAUCAAGGUCAUCACCAGCACGAUCCCCUCUUCGGCCGAAAAUUGGAGAAGAAAAAGUAGAUAAUGCUGAAUAUAAUAGGCAAUAAUGCUACAUCUAUGCAAAAAUGUCAAAUUCAUCGGCUUUCCUUUUACGCUCAACAGUUGGCUCAUCUGUCCCAACAUGUAGCUAAUCCUUCGUUUCAUUCCUCCAUCUAGAUGCCCGUCCCUUUCCUUCGUCGUUGUCGUUCUACACAGUGAGCAGCCUCCUCUCCUCAUCGCCGUGAUGUCCAUCGACCCCCCUCCACACGCUACGACUCCGCCUUCUCAUCGUCCUCUUCUGACGAGAUCUCAGUCUGACAAUCCUCUCGUGGACGACCAGCCUUCCGACCGUCUGCCUUCUAUUCUUUCGAAAAAGCGACAUUCUACUUACAUUGCCGCGCCCGAGACGCUCUCACCUUCACCCUCUUCCAUUCUACGGCCGUCCCGCCCCACACGCGUCGGCGCACCACCCAUGGCGCUUUCGCCGUCGCGAUCAAGCAAGGUCAAGAUCUCGAUCCGACCGCGGACAGCGACGGGUUCGAUGGAGGACGUGACACCUUGGGAACUGUACCCCGCGCCAGGAGACGAGCUCGACACCAGGUGUGUAGCCAUUGCUGAGCCGUCACCGCACAAUCCGUCUCGUCCUAGCAUAUCCACCCGUCCCUCAAGCUCCGGAGGCCGUCCCUCCGGUCGAACCUUUGCUGACCAUCUCCGGAGAAGGAAGUCGACAGGCAGUAAGACUCCUGCAAAGAAUCCAGUCGGCAACAACUUCGCGCCAUUCAGACUCCAGUCAUCAGCUUCAGCAGGCCCACUGAGCACCGAACCUUUUUCCAGAACCUCACAUUCAGGAUUUCCAUCAAAUCCUCACCGUAGCCAUAACCAGAAGAAUGUCUCAAAAUCACCUUCAAGGUCACCUUCAAGUUCAAGUGCAUAUAUGUUGUCCCGAACCCAAAUAUCAACUCCUCCUGUACCUCCAGUACCCCCAGUACCUACACCAUGGUCUGGCAUCAUUCAUGCAGGGCCCUUCGUUGCACAUCCUUCCACUUCUCAGUCUCGUUCCUCAGCCGACAAGCAAAGGGGAAAGGGAAUUGGAGCCGCCAAGUUCUCCACUGCAGAUCGGACCGUUCUCGAGGAGCUCAAACGAAGCCUCAACGCACGAGCUGCGCAGUUCGUCGUGAAGAACGGGUCACAUGGAACUGGGAAAACCGCCCCCGGCCCCGGUAAUGGUAUCUCUUGGGGCGCGACCGGCCUGGGUGCCGUAGGCGUAUUCAAUGGUAAAAAGCACCAUCCGUUCGGAAAGGAUGAGGUUCCUUAUCCCCGCUGCUAUGAAAAGGACGUCUUGGAUCUGGACAUCUGGGACACCCACUUUUGUCGACAGAUCUGUGAGAGUCUUACGUGGCAUGUCUUUGAGAAACCGCCUACCAAGGUUCUGGACAUCGGAUGUGGUACCGGCGCAUGGAUACUGGAAUGCGCCCGAACAUGGAGAGAUUGCCAUUUCGUGGGGCUGGAUUGCGUGCCUUUACAUCCCGAUCUUCUUCAGGUUGGUUCCAGUGACCUUGCGCAUCGUAUCACAUGGACCCAGAGUAACUUGUACGUGACGUUCGUCGCUCAAUCGAGACCCUCUCCCACAUAUCUUGUACACAGCCUCGAAUUUCUUCCGUUUCCCAAUGAAGAGUUUGAUUUUGUUCAUAUCAAACGAAUCGCAUUGGGAGUUCCUGAGGACAAGUGGGAUCAACUGUUCGAAGAGAUUGUCCGUGUGAUGAAACCAGGGGGUGCCUUCGAGAUGAUUGAGGAAGAUCUGUUUUUCCCUGGAUGUGCUCUAGACGGAGACGAAGUCUAUAGUGAUUUCGGCUCAGAAAUUCGUUCAUCUGAUAGGCCACAUCGGCGUUUAUCAGGACAGGCCCUCAUUUCAUCCCCAGAAGCGGCUCGUAGUUGCGACCAAGACAUAGAUGAUGACACAGACUCGACGCAUCAGAGUUAUAGCUCAUCAGUCAGUGGACGGAAGUCAGAAGAAGCUGGGUCCCCAUUAUCGACGAACUCAAGUCCUAGUUUGCUGCCUACGGGUAGCACAUCGGGCGCAUCAAAUUACAGCGCUCCUGUUACGCCUCCUAGUAUGAUGCUUCCGCUACCGCUACUCCCUAUGUCAAAUACGGCCAUCGUCGAAGAUGAUGAAGGUAAAAUGACACUCAAUACCAUCAAGGAUUGUGACGCUCGAAAGUCGCUGUCGUCUCUGACGCCUCAAGCUUCUUCGCCGAACAGUAAACUGGCUCCUGAUGUGGUCAAACUUCUUCCCGCUCUGCCACAACACCAGCCGAGGAGGUCAACCACGCCAAGUGCGUUCAAGACUACUGCGCAAUCACCAUGGACAUUGCCAAAUUCUGAUGAGAGGUUGCCGACUCGACAGCCUCCAGUAGCAUUUGGCGCUGGUCGCCUCCAGCGCCCGUCAACGCCCACGGGUAUUGAAGGACGAAUAAAUCCUAGGAAGGCAAGUGUAUCACCUUUCUUGACGAGGUCGUUACCCAAAGAACCUCCGAACCCGAGAGAUCACUCCUUGCUUGAGACAAUAUACAAGGAGAUGCAAGCGUCCCGAUUCAUCAACAUCUCUCCCCUUGCACUGCUGCCUAACGCCCUUGGUCUACAUUUUAAAGAUGUGCGAUCUCCGCCUCCAAUCCGGUUCGCGUUCCCGCCAUUACAGUACAAGCAGACGCCACUGGAAGAAGACUCCGAUUCGGAUCCGGACGAAGAGGCCAGAAAUGCUAUCAAUCCGUACCCUGCACAGCGUCCUCAUUUAGCUUCUAAAAUGAGCACAGAGUUCAGUCAAGAAGAUCGGUGGGUAUCCGCGCAGAGUCUUUUGUUCAAGACGUCGGCCUAUGUAUCUCUGGAUGACUCCCGACUUGCUGGAUUCUCUCCUCGAGCAAUCACCAAGUCGCCUCCCACAAAGACCGUCCCCCUAUCAGAGGAUACCGCUCCGGUAAACCCUGCGAAAUUAUUGCAAGGAAACACUCUACCCAACUCCAAUCUGAACAUUGACGUACAAGCUCUUAAUUUGAAUCUUGCUCUCCGCGCGGCCGAGAUACUGGGUUGUUCCGAGGAGAUGUGGGAGUGUGUAUUGGAAUACCAGCGGGAUGUGCGCCGAACGAGAAAGGAUGGAGCUUCGAGGAAUGUAUUGAAGAUGAGGUCCAAGUCUGUUGAUGCGGCAAGGCAUCGACAUAAUAGACACUCUGGCACUGGCGUCUGGCCAGAACCAGAGGAUCCCACAACGUUACUCGAGGACCUGACGAGAGAGGAGUUUGAAGGGUUGCUGGUCCGAUUCGAUCUGUGAGUUGUAAUCUCCACUUGCCACCGAUUUCUUAUUCACAUUGAUACGUAUAACAGCGAUAUGCAGGACCAUAUGGCGUUAGGGUCCCAGAUGGAGGAAAGAUUUUCGUGGUCGGUCUCUCCUUCGCUUCCCUCUGUGGAGCGUAAGGCAUUU
Messenger RNA from Guyanagaster necrorhizus, 3635 nucleotides. RefSeq lists its product as uncharacterized. Bases 408 to 3485 code for a protein of 1025 amino acids. The transcript is spliced from 9 exons. Lineage: Eukaryota; Fungi; Basidiomycota; Agaricomycetes; Agaricales; Physalacriaceae. The record is from RefSeq and is a predicted model, not a curated record. Gene Ontology annotation, molecular function: S-adenosylmethionine-dependent methyltransferase activity.